AUGAUUGAGCGAGCAUGUGUGGUCGUCAUUGACGAGCUCCUGCAGGUCCCAUCAGUGGGAACGCUGUCGACAUGCGUGAAACUAGACCCUGCAUCACUGCACAAGAAUACUGCCGAGGUUGAAGGCGAAAGUAUCAUCAAGUACAGGGACGAGCUACACUUCGCAGUCUUGCAAGCUGCAAGCAAGAGAGGGCGGCGAAAGAUUGUAUUAUAA
Peronospora matthiolae is the source of this 213-nucleotide messenger RNA. NCBI's taxonomy places the organism in Eukaryota, Oomycota, Peronosporomycetes, Peronosporales, Peronosporaceae. The record is from the annotation of a GenBank genome assembly.